GCCGUCGCUCUUUCCUUAUUGGCGAAUCGGCGGGCGAGUGUCGCGCAUGUGCAGUGCAUGCCGGUAGCUGUAGGCCUUGCUUUCCGUACUUGCUGUGUAAUUGGCAUCCUUGCUUGUGCUGCGAUCGUUGUUUCUCUUCCUCCUGUUUGCAGUCAUGUUCCUAACCCGCUCCGAGUAUGACAGGUGAGAGCACAGGCAGUAUGGCGGCAUCCUGGCAGGGGACCCGGGUCAUUGUGUAAUACAGUGUAAUAUACAGUCACAUUGUAUGAGGUCCAGUGCAGGGCUUUCUAGCAGGCGGGAUACAUAUUAAUAGAAAACCUACAUACACAGUGCUGUCAGUGUCUCUCUCUAUAUAUAACACGUAUGAUGCAUUGGGAAUUAGUAUUCAUUAAUUUAGUGUUUGCUCACACACACAAAAAAAUAGUUCUGUGGGAACAAAAGUGGAAUUGUGAUGGGUUUAGGACACUGUGUACAGUGAGCAUUAAUAGGUGACACAACGCGGCUGAUAUUGCUCUGUGACAAGGAGCACAAAGGGACAGGUAUCACGUUGUGACAAUAAGCUGGUUUCAAUCUGUGGCUCUAGGCAUCACGGGUCAAGAGACGAGUAGGGUCUAGUAUCAGCCAUGACAAAGAGCAGAAAGAAACAGGUAUCAUGUUAUGGCAAGGAGCUGCUUCCGUUCUGUGGCACUAGGAAGAAGGGGGGGUUAGUAUUGCGACCAGGCAAGGCGCGUGACGGGGCCAGUAUUGCGACCAGGCAAGGCGCGUGACGGGGCCAGUAUUGCGACCAGGCAAGGCGCGUGACGGGGCCAGUAUUGCGACCAGGCAAGGCGCGUGAAGGGGCCAGUAUUGCGACCAGGCAAAGAACUCGUAGAGUCAACCUUCUGCACUCCAGAUAUUGUGGGCUACAUCUCCCCUGAUGCUUUCUAGUAUUAUGGCUGUAGGAGCUUUAUGGGAAAUGUAGUCCACAACAUCUGGAGUGCUGAAAGUUUCCUGCCUCUGGCAUAGGGUUUGGUAUAAGCCAUGACAAGGAGCACGAAUGCCGCUACACAUAAUGGUUUGAAGUAUAAGAGAGCUGGAAAUGUUAUGUGAUACCAAUCAUAAAUGGGCUGGUUUCACACUUUGACUUGCACCACAAGUGGCUGGUAUUCAGCUAUGAAAAAUAUCAUAAGUGGGCUGGUAAUGUGCCAUAACAAGCAACAGCUGGUAGCACACCAUGACAAGCGGUAUAAAUGGGCUGGUAUCACACCAUGACAAGAGGCAUAAUUCUGCUACUAUUACACCAUAGCAUGGAACAUAAAGUGUCUGGUAUUAUGCUGUGACUAGAUUCAUAAUAGUUUGAUAUGCCGUGGCAAAAAAAUCUACAGGGGUUGGUGCACACUAGCAUGGAGUAUAAAAGGGACAAAGUAUCAUUGUGCUUCAUGAAUAUAAGCACACCAGUAUCACAGCAUUGCAAGGUGUGUAAGGGGUUCUGUAAAGCACUAUGGCAAGGAAUACUAUGAGCCGUUAUCACCAGUGGCAGGAAACUAUGGAAUUUGCCACAUCUUUUGGCAGGGAUCACAAGAGUUAUACUUUUACACCAUAGCAAGAAGUUUAAGGUCGCUGGUGCAUAUUUUGGUGUUUGGCAUACAAGGUUAAUGAACAGAGUGUGCGUGUUUUCAGAACGAUAGACAAAGUAAUGGAUCUGCUAAUAUCAAACUUGGAUUUUUUUUGUUUUCUUUUUUCUUAGGGGUGUCAACACAUUCUCUCCAGAGGGCAGACUUUUCCAAGUAGAAUAUGCAAUUGAAGCCAUAAAGGUAACAAUACUUACGAUUUUACAUUUGUCUGUGUUACCUACAGUCGUUUUUUUUAUUUUUUUUAUUUUUUUACUCCAGCUGAAAAUGAAAGUGAAAGUGCUUAUAUCCAUUUACAAAAUGAAAGUGUAUUAUUAAAAAUGGAGUCUUUUAUUGAAGCACCUUUCUACACAAAGCUCAGCUAGUGUCAAUUUGAAUUUCAAUUUGCUGUAAUAUAUAAGUAUAAAAACAAUAUUUCCAAAAUUGUCAGCAAUUAUGGACACUGGAAACAUCAGAAAGUGGUUUAAUCAUAUCAUCAACAUUGUAGUUCAUAUGGGAACUUUCAUCAGGGCAAUCAUGCAAGAAAAAAAUAUAUACAACACCAUAAAUUCUUAUUUUAUUCUAACUUGAACUGGUGAUUGUCAAACUACACGUAAGUGGAAGCUGAAAUUGAAAAUCAAUAUUGCAUAGUGAUGCAUUAACACAGGAAUGAUCCGUUUUAUAUAUAUAUAUAUAUAUAUAUAUAUAUAUAUAUAUAUAAAUAAAAGCCUUUUUUGUGAAUAUAAUUUUUAUUUAUAUUGCUUAUUUAAAGGUUUGAGACUCGCAGGUCUCUAAGGUGAGUUAUCAUAACAUUAUAAAACAUUAAUAUAUGUUUGGGCUCGCAGGCCCGCAAUGUUGACGCAUUUGCAAGUCCCUAUUAUCAAGUUUCUCAAGUAACUUCAUUUACAUUUACCAUCUGCCACUUGUUUUACUAAUUAAACUGUAUUUAUGUGGUUUAUAUGUUUCUUGUACAACAGCUGGGAUUCAUGUUGUGUAUGUGUUGAGGCUCGCAGGCCUCUUAUCCAACCUUGAUAAGUAUAUCUGCUUGGGUUGGGGUUAUUGUCUUGUGUGUGUCUUUAGAAGAGGGGGGGAAAGUCGGGAUUAGGGUGGGGAGGAGGGUGUUAGGGUAGUCAUUUGUCUUUCGUCUUCUGUCGUCCAGUGUGUGUGUUCUAAGUCUUAACUGUCUGUGGUUUGGCGUUUGUCUGAUCUAAGUUCCAUUUGGAAUCCUUCCUUCGCCGUCUCUAGGAUCCAAUAUGUCCAAAUGUCCAUGUAGGUCUUUGGGGUAGCGUUAGUUCCUCUGUUAUCCUGAGUUCCUCCAUUUGGUUGAACCAGGUCUUAAGUGGGGGUGUUAUGCUCUGCUUCCAGAAUUGGGGGAGUACUCGCUUGGCUACAUUAAGUAUUCGAAUGGUCAUAGAUCUUUUGUAUUUAGAAUGUGGGACAGGAGUGUGGUGUAGGAGCAUUGCUGCCGGUUCCAGGGGAGGUGGCUCGUCUGUGAAUUUCUCUAGCAUUUUGUGUGUAUUCUGCCAAUAUGGUUUAAUCUUUGUGCAGUCCCACCAGAUGUGUUUUAUGUCGCCCUCCUCUUGUUGGCAUCUCCAGCAUAGGCCAGAAUGAUCUGGGUCUAUCUGGCGGAGGAGGUGUGGUGUCCUAUACCAGUGAGUUAGUAAUUUGUAGGCUGUCUCUUGUGUUUUACUGUGUGUGGAGCAGUGGUGCGUGAGGUAGCAAAUGGAUUCCCAUUCUGUGUCUGUCAGUGUGUAUCCUAGGGCAUUCUCCCACUUCCCCAUAAAUAGGGGUGUCUCGGUUGGGAUGUCUGUUUGUAGCAUGGUGUAUAGGAAGGACACUCCAUGUGGGAGCCGGUCUGGGUGCAUGCAGACCACCUCUAAUGUGGUGUGUUCUCUAGUGAGUGCUGGUCCCUGUGGUAGAGUGUGGACGUAGUUGGUUAGUUGGGAAUAUCUAGUGGUGCAUAAAGGUCGGGGGUACCUCUCCCAUCAUGUCCGAUAGCUUUUUGCAUUUCCCUUCCUGUAGGACGUGAUGUAAGCAUGGGUGAGUGUCUGGAAGGAUGUCUCUGAGGACUCUUGGGUCUAGUCCCGGGGGGAAGUCGUUGUUAUAUGUCAAUGGUAGGCGACAGGGGAGAGGGGUAUGGCGAUAUAUAUUCCCUUUCACCGCUGCCCUCCUCCAUAUUUUCAGGGUGUGUCUGGUGUAGAUGGACAUUUCGUCGCGUUUCUGUCCCAGGGCAGUCCCGAGAGUGGUCUACCCGCCUCUGUCUCCUCCACUGUCUUCCAUAGUUUGUGAACUCUGUCUUUUGACCACUCUACAAUUCUCUGUAGGUGUGUGGCCACAUAGUAUAAGUGGAAGUCCGGGAUGGCUAAGCCUCCUUUGUCCUUAGGCCGCGUCAGGGUAGUGAAUUUCACCCUGGGUUUCCCUAAGUUCCAUGCAUAUCUGAUCAUUUCUGUUCUGAGGGUGUUAAGAAAGGGGCUCGGGAUCUCGAUGGGGAUGGUUUGGAGGAGGUAGAGGAGGCGUGGGAGGAAAUCCAUUUUUAUGACCUGUACUCUCCCUAACCAGGAGAUGUGUGUGUAUAUGACCAUUCCCGCAUGUCUUUUUGGAACGUCUGAAGUGUGUCUGUAAAAUUUUCCCUCAGCAUAUCUCCGCUCUGCCUAGUCAACCAGACUCCCAAGUAUCUAAUUUUGUGCUCGGCCCAUUGGAAGGGGAAGCUGUGUCGGAGGGGGUUUGCCCUUGCAGUAGGGACGCUAACGUUGAGAAUGAACGAUUUACUAUGAUUAAUUUUCAGGUUGGAUAUAUCUCCAUAUAUCUGUAGGUCUCUCUGGAUGUUCGGGAGGGAGAUUUCGGGGUUGGUUAUUAUAAAGAGUAGGUCGUCCGUGUAAGCGGCCACCUUGUGGUAUGUGUUACCUGUCGUUAGGCCGGUUAUGUCCGUGUUAUUUCGGAUAUGUGUAAGGAACGGUUCUAGGGCAAGGACGAACAGGAGUGGGGAGAGGGGGCAUCCCUGUCUCGUGCCAUUGUGUAUUUGGAAGGCAUCUGUCAGUGCCCCAUUUACCAGCACUUGAGCCGUUGGUUCUCGGUACAGUGCCUCUAUCCAUUGUCGCAUGUGUGGUCCUAAUCCUACGUGGGCCAGUGUUUCGAAGAGGUAUGUCCAGCAUACUCUGUCAAAGCCCUUCUCUGCAUCCGUUGACAGCAGGAGAAGGCCCCCUUUCUAUAAAAGCCUUUUUGUAGAAAACAAUACAUACAAGAGACAUACUAAAUAAAAUGAGCCCAGUACAAAGGUUUCAAGUCCAUAUGGCAGAUCUAGUCAGAUUUUAAGAAUGCAUUCCAUUGAGGGCUGAUAACACACAUAUCUAUUUUAAAUAAAAUAUUUUUCAGAUCAAUUGAAGACAAAAAUAAUCACUUAUUGUGAUUAUGUUAAAUGCGAAUAAAGAGACAAUGCAUGCUUUUCAUUGUGUAUUUCAAGAGCUUUGGUGGGCCACACCCAUGAGAGCAAAGAUGGAAGUAUUGUAUAUUUUUUUUUGUAUUUAAGUGAUAGAAAAUGUGUAGGUUAGAUCACCUCUACAAGCAAUAAUGACUUAUUUCUCAUUUUUAUGAAGUUACAUAGUAUUGACUUACAGGGCUGUGAAAUUUGGAAAAAAUAUCUACUUUUUCAAGGGAGUGGUAACCCAAUCAAUUUGUCCUGACAAAUGUAUUUAAUAUACAAAAAAUGGGGACACCUGGCAAGAGCUGUGGACUUUGAAGGGCUAUUUGCUAAACUCUGCAUUUUCACAAGUUAAGACACAAUUAGCUGAUCUGGAAAGAGUCUCUAACUCCACCAUAGAAACAAUGUGGCUAUUUUUGCUUCAGUUUUACCAUUUGGAUUUAUUUUGCAAAAAAUCAGGGAUUUGUGAUUAUUUGUAUAUGUCUCACCCUCUGCCGUAGUGUGCUGGUUGUGUAUUGAGUGUUAACUCUGCUAUCUGUAUGUUGGUGAUGUCGUGGUGCAUGUUUAUUGCAUGUGGUGUGCGAGUGUGGUGCGUGUUGGCUGUAUGUGGUGUGGUUUAUGGACUGGCUCUAUAUGAUGUGUGUGUGUGUGCUGGUGCUCUGUAUAACCCCAUGCUUGACUUUCUGCAGGAGAGGGGCUAUGAAGCAUGGUGUUACGAUAAAGCGUCAUACCUCAGGUGAUCCAGUAUGGGUUUACUCUGCCUGGUAGGUGGGGGGAGAAGCGCAUUCAGUCUUGGAGGCCCCACCUCACAUCUUUCAGGACAUAAAGGAUCUGCUGCUAAUGUUUUGGUGCCAAAUACCACCGGACAUGUUCAGAGGUCUUGGGGAGUCCAUGCCUCAAAGCAUCAGAUCUGUUUUGGUAGCACAAAGGGGGCCCAACUGAUAUUAGGCAACUGGUUGUAAUGUUGUGGCUGAUCAGUGUAUGUAUGCAUCUGUAGCUUAGGUUCAUAAACUUUAAACUGUUUGGAGUGUUUAGUGUAGCUAGUGUUUAAGGGAUGUCUGCAUGAAUUUGGUUAAUUGUUUUAGUGUAGGCUGAGGACUAGUUCUUUAAAAUAUAAGCUGCUUUGAAUUGGCAAGCUUUAAACUACUUCAUAGGGUAUUCCGGGCAGAUGGAGUUCAUAUGGUUUGACAACUUACUCUGGGUGAGCACCGGGACUCUCCUGGCACCAUAACUGCUACAGUUACCUCAAAACGCUAGUAGUUCUAAAGCCACUUUAAUAUACCUGCUAUUUUUUGUAAUCUGUUUGUUCAUUUACUCUGUAUGUACAUUUUAUUUAUCCCAGAUUUCUAUGCUCUGUUUUUUGUUUAAAAAAUAAAUAUAAAUUUAUAUAUAUUUAAUAUUAUCUCCUGAUGAAAGUCUGUGUGCAACAGACUGAAACGUUGACCUAUUUUUUUUUUUUUAAAGCAAAUUAAAAGCUAAGUUUUAUACUUAUUACAAGUCCUGGGAGUGCUAUCUGGAUUGUGUGAAUAUAUAUAUAUAUAUAUAUAUAUUUUUUUUUUUUCUGGUCAUACUCCUGAAACUGGGAAUAACAGAUGUAUAUCAUGUAUUGUACUGUGUUGCUAGCUACAUUUGUUAUAUAAUCUUGUUUCAGCUUGGCUCGACAGCCAUUGGGAUCCAGACAUCAGAAGGAGUAUGCCUUGCAGUCGAGAAAAGGAUUACAUCUCCACUGAUGGAACCCAGCAGCAUUGAGAAGAUUGUAGAAGUAGAUGCUCACAUUGGUAAAUAUUGCAACCCCCAACACACACGCAUCUGAUGCCAAUGAAUAUGCUACCCUACAGAUUCAAUUACCUUCAGUUAAAGGGUUAUUCCUAGCAUGAUAACCACUACAGUUCUCUGUAGUGGUUAUGAUGCCAGGUACAAUUACUUGGUGAGGAGGCAAUGGUUUGUGACUAACGUGGGUAAGGUACAAUGAAUGGUGGCUUUUAUCCAGAUAUCCAGUUUCUGCAGAGUGGAUGCCAACAGUGCUGUGCAUUCAUUAACUGAGAAUGCUCUCACUAAAUGAAUGGGUACCUGUGCAUAAAAUAUGUAGAAUUAACUCGACUGCUGCUGGCGCUGUCAUACUCCAGUACUGUUCAUAGAGGGUCGUUGUACCAUGACCACUUCAAAACAGUUAUGUUGUUUGGAAUAACUCUUUAAAAUAAACCCGGAGGAAUGUCUGCUCUUUUUGGGUACAUUUAUACAUUUGUAGAAGGUGAAAGGUAUCUGCUACAGAAAUGGAUGUGGCAUUUUAACACGUUUAUUUUGAAAGCAUUUCACUUUAUUUAACGAAAGCCAAAAUAUAAAAGUGAACCUAUUUUUAGUAAAACAAAGUAAGUCACAUUAAGAGUAUCUGUUAGAGCAUUACUUAAAGUAUCAUGACCACUGCAGUGUUUUGACGUGGUCUUAGUGUUUGGAGUCCAUGUGCCUAGUUUCACUUUGAAAUGUCGUUAUCCAUCCCAAAACUUGUGUUCUAUGUUAAUUAAUGUGCAUAUUGGAUGUCUGUCAUCAGCAUGCAUUGCAUGGUUGCGACAGACAACUAGUGGUGGCAUGUCUCUCCCCCUCCAUGCCACCCAAUCGGACCUAUCUCCAGGACAACCUUCCAACUGCAGUGAGGGUGAGUGACCUCACCAGAGGAGAUUCAAGCUGUAGGGUAAACUUUGCCUCAGCGUGGGAUGGCAGAUAAGUUUAUCUUUGAUUUCUUUAUAUAUCUUAUUUUUACUCCAUCCAAAACAGUGCAUUAUUAAAACACAGUUUCUUUUUUUUGUUGCAUUAACCAUUUAAAGAAGCACUAUAGGGUCAGGAACACAAACAUGUAUUCCUGACCCUAUGGGCUUAAAACCACCCUGUCCCCCUCAUGCCUCCCUAAAAAUAGUAAAAUCCUACUUGUAUUCAAGCCUGAUGCUGUAACUCUGCAUGCUGUUUGCCUCAGAAAAACAAGCUGUCUGCUGACAUCAUCAGAAGUGGUAGCCUGAUCCAAUCACAAUGCUUCCCCAUAGGAUUGGCUGAGACUGACAAAGCGGCAGAUCAGGAACAGAGCCAGCACAAUUCAAACACAGUCCUGGCCAAUCAGCAUCUCCUCUUAGAGAUGAAUUGAAUCAAUGAAUCUCUAUGAGGAAAGUUCAGUGUCUGCAUGCAGAGGGAGGAGAUACUGAAUGUUUGGAUGCAUUUUAGGCAGCCAUGACCCAGGAAGGAUCUCUAACAGUUAUCUGAGGAGUGGCCAGUGAAGUUAUCACUAGGCUGUAAUGUAAACACUGCAUUUUCUCUGAAAAGACCGUGUUUACAGCAAAAAGCCUGAAGGUAAUGAUUCUACUCACCAGAACAAAUCCAAUAAGCUGUUGUUGUUCAGGUGACUAUCGUGUCCCUUUAAUUUGGGGGAAUUUUUAGUAUCGCCUAUUUAAUUCAAAGUAUAUAUAGAGCUGAUUUAUGGUCCACUAUGUUGUGUUUUUUUUUUUUUUUCUGUAGGCUGUGCAAUGAGUGGAUUAAUUGCUGAUGCAAAGACCUUAAUCGACAAAGCAAGAGUUGAAACACAGGUAUCACAGACACUUUAAAUGGCACAAUACUUAUAUUCCUCAUUUCCUUAAAUAUGGAGUGUGGUUUUGGCACAGAUGUAUAUUAAAGGAUAAUCAUGAACUGGAAAAAAUGUUGUGGCUGUAAGAUAAAUAUUCGGAAUAGAACUUGAUAACCAUGAAGGCUACAAACAUUGUAUUUAUUUAGCAACAAAGGCAUAUCAGAGCAGUGUUAAUUUUGGUCUAAAAAGUCGUAUUAGUCGUCUGAAUUGUUUUAGUCGACAAAAUCUCCAGUAGAUCUGUCUCUUUUGCCCCUUCCCCAGCCCCUCUGUGGCUCCCUCACGUGCCUGUUAAUUUUGGCAGCAAAUUUCAAUUUAGUUUUAGUCAUAGUCUUUCGACUAAAAAGCCUUUUUAGUUUUAGUGAUUUUAGUUAUCUGAAUGAUUUUAAUCUAGUUUUACUCGACUAAAUCUCAAAUCUUUUAGUUGACUAAAAUUCUUAGUCUACAAAAUUAACAACAUAUGACAUAUGACAACAUACAUAUAUACACAGGGACAGUGAAAACAGCUCCCUGAAACCUGUUAAUAGGACUGUACAAAUCACUGGACUGUUCACCCAUUUGGACAGAAUAGGAAAGCUUUCUUUACAUCAUAACCGUAAAUUUGUAGAAUUCCAUUCUCUGCCUAGAGAUGUUGCUUUGUCAGACUCAGUGUAUAUAUACAAAAAAAAAAAAGUCUGGAGGUCACUCUGGAAUAAUAUAGCCGUCAUGUGUAGAAUACAUUAACAGCUUGUUGAUCCAUCAUGAAGUGAAGACAGACUGAUUUAAUUUGUCACCUUCUUUAGAAAAACUGUAGAAACAGAUGUGAGAGGCUAAAUAUUAUUUGUGGGGUUCAACCUCCCAAAGUGUAAAUUAGUCCUCAUGCACUCCCCAACAAUGUCCCAAAAUAGCCAAACUGGUAGCAUCUUGCGCUUAAAUUUUAAAUUCACCUUGUAUUCUCACUGUAAAGAAUAACCCUGUUAUAGAGUGCUGUAUUGUAUGCCUGAAUGUAGUGACAAAAAGAUAAUUGUAUUGCCACUUCUGUACUCUGCCUAGAAUCACUGGUUUACUUACAAUGAAACAAUGACUGUGGAGAGUGUUACUCAAGCUGUGUCUAAUCUUGCGCUGCAGUUUGGAGAAGAGGAUGCAGAUCCCGGAGCAAUGGUUAGUAUCCUAGAUUGUACACCUGGCAAUCCAUUUUCUUUGUUUAGUGUUUACGUUUUGUUUUACACCCAAUUUCUUUUAUACACAGCUCAUUCCAGCAUGUGCUUCACCUUUUGUUCCAGGUUGCCUAACUUGCAUUGCCAUAAAUUACUUGGUCACACAUUGUUCUUCUUAUAUAAAACAUAUUUUCCUGUUUUUCUAAAAUAAUUAUAAAAUGCCAUCAGGUUCUGCAUAAUAAAACACGGCUAAAGGCAAACUGCCAUCUAACACACUUUACAUCAACUUACAAAAUGUACCCAUAGCUAUGUACUGAUGGAUUCCGGGUAAUCCUCUUCAAACUAAGAAUCCAGUAGGAAGUGGGUUUUUGGAUUCCCAUAUUUUGCAAAAAAAAUUUGAUACUAUUCUUUGAGGAGCAGGGAUGUUAUUUCUUUAUUUGCACUUGAUAAAUAUGCAUCUCUGGCACUCCCCUGCAGGAUGUUUGAACUUGACAUCUCUUGGUUCUCUGCCUGUAUUGGUAAUCCCUCUUACCCCCUCCCCUCCCCCCUUUGUCCAUGCAUAGACUUUACACUUCUUCGUUACUGAUUGGAAUUUUCCCUGUAAUUUGUAUGCAAAUGCAUUGUUGGGUCUGCUUCCUUUGUUUCAGAGCCGUCCAUUUGGUGUGGCACUGCUGUUUGGCGGAGCAGAUGAAAAAGGACCACAACUGUGAGUAUAAAUUCGUGGCCACGCUAGUUUGGUAAGCAGUGUUUAUUUAUGGUAUGGUUUUAAUAUGUGUUUUCUCAUCUGCCCCUUCUUUUAUCCUAGAUACCACAUGGAUCCAUCUGGAACAUUUGUACAGUGUGAUGCGAGAGCUAUUGGCUCUGCUUCUGAAGGAGCUCAGAGCUCUUUACAGGAGGUUUAUCACAAGGUGAGAGUAUUGUCAAGGAUCAGACAAAGCACAAGUGAAAUGCAGGAAAACCCUGUUUUAUUGAAAAGCCUCCCAAUAAUUUAGAAUUAAAUGUCUUAUAGUAUUGUGUUGGUGUAAGUUGUUAAUGGCUAGUCUAAAGACACACUGAAUUUUGUUUAAUUCCAGUCCAUGACACUGAAAGAAGCUAUUAAAUCUGCCCUCACUAUAUUGAAGCAAGUAAUGGAGGAGAAGCUGAAUGCCAUCAAUAUUGAGGUAUUUAUUGAGCACUUAUUGUGUGUAUUUGUGUAGCAUUUUCAAAGUAAUUAACAGAACUUGGUUUUGCUUAAUACAUUUUUAUGCAAACAAUCCAGUCUCCCUUAAUCCAUUAAAGACUAAUGAGGGUCUCUGCUGUUAUAACAAUCUGUGUAAGGAUCUGAUUCCAGAAAUUAAAUUACUUACUGUCGUGCUCUUCUGGGACACAAGUGUGAUGACACCAGAGUAUCGUAAUUGGUCUUUAAGUGGUUGUCUCUUUUUACAUUGGGGGAGCAAAUGUACAUGUACAAAGUUGGCAGUUAAAAUUCUUUUUGCACAAAUUUAGUUUUUAAUACUGCAAAGUUGGCAUUAUCCUUUCCUAAAGUAAAAGUUACACUUUAAUUAAAAAGUUAAACAUUACCCUAAAUGAGAGGUGCUAUAGAGCCUAGUUUAUCAAUUUGUAGUAUGUGUACCACAGGAUAUAAGCGUAUUAAAGGCAGGGGUUAUGCCAAGAGGUGGCCAGCUUUCAUCCUUUUCGGCACUCAGUGGUGACCGGCUGGUUGGGAAUGGAGGUGGCAAGGGAGCUGUAAUAGUCAUGAUCUUUUAGCACUGCUCCCUUGCACACUCUGUGCUGAUGCCGGGUUAUGACGUCACUCCGACCCUGUCAUCACUAAACCGUAAGGGGGGAAGCAGUGCUGGAAGAUCACGAAGAUGGUAGCAGCCACACACUAGAGCCCAGGGAAAGGAUCCACUCCAGCUCUCCCAAAGGUAGGGUGGUUGGGUGGACUAUAGUAAAGAAUUAUAGUUUGUGAGUGGGUGAGAUAAUGUGUGUGUCUGUGUCUGUCAGUAUCCUCUUUGUGUAAAUGUUUUUGUGUCAGUGUUCUCUGUGCAUAAAUGUGUUUCAGUGUCAUGUGCCAGCAUCCUCUGGGUAUAAAUAUGUGUGUGCUGGUGUCCUCGGGGUGUAAAUGUGUGUGUGUUUCAGGGUCCUCGGUGUCUCACUGUUAAAGGGACACUAUAGUCACCAGAACAACUACAGUUUAAUGUAGUUGUUGUAGAGGGUAUAAUCAUUCCAUGCAGGCAUUUUCAUGUAAACAGUGCCUUUUCAGGCCCUGCGUGGAGCCGCUGGAUUUUCCUCAUAGAGAUGCAUUGAUCCAAUGCAUUUAUAUGAGAAGGUGCUGAUUGGCCAAGCCGACAUUUAUCUUAGCCAAUUUCGGUCAAUCCAAUGCUUUCCCUAUGGUAAAGCGUUGGAUUGGCUAAAAAUAAUACAUUCUGAUUGUGUCUGCAAGAGGGGGAUCAGAGCGGGGACAGUGCAGACUUGCGCAGCGCUGGAAAUAAGGUAAGUUUCAUUACCUUUUAAAGGGGGUAACAUGGGAAAAGCCACCUAAAUGGUGUUAUAACAUGUUUGUGUUCCUAACCCUGCAGUGUUCCUUUAAGUGUGUAUUAUAUUUUUAAUUAGUGACUUUUAUACGUCAGAUUAAUAGUUCAUACACGCCUCCUUACAUACACAACAUUCACAUUAUGUCAUAUUCUUUACUACAUUUAAUCAGACUUGUUCUCCAGUAUGGGGUUAACUUGCAUAUCAGUGUGUACAUGUUUCAUUUCAAAUUUAAAUCAAUAGAAAUUACUUUCUCGAGGCAGGGGUCCUUGUGAAAUGUUUUUUAGACCUGCAGGGCUACUUCUCCGUAAAAGGUUGAGAAACAGUGCUUUAGAAUGUGUUUUAGGUAUCACAGUAAAUGCCUCUUCAGUUGCAGUAAGCUGUCACUAUUCCCAUUGAUCUUUUCCCAUUUCCAGACACUCUAACGGAGAGAAAAGAGACGAAGGCAAAACACCCACACUAAUAUAGACGUAGAUAAAAGAGAAACACGCUGCAAAAAUAGAUGCCAGCACACACAAAAACAUUAACAAGCUGUUUAAAACAGUGAGUGACGGCUUUGCUCCAUGGAAAUAUAUAUUCACUUUGAACAGUGAAGUAUGAGACUGGAUUAAUUAGCUGCCACAUCAAAACUGCAAUGCUUUUAUGUUUGUUUUUUUUAUUUACUUUUUUUUAACUUCCUUAACUAGCAAAAAAAAAUCUUAAAUGUGAGAGUAGUGACCAUUUUUUCUCUGCAAACUUUUUUUUGUCAUUUGGUAAUAAAAAAAGAAAAGGGGGGGAAAAUUUUUUCUUCAGUAGCUUUUUACAUUUUUUGUAUUUAAUAAAAGUAUUUUUUCCUUUAUAUUUCACAUUCCUUUCUUGGUUGAGGAAGUACAGAAAUUCUUUCCCUGUCCUUAGAAUGCUGGAUCUCAUUUCUCAGCUUGUUAUAAGGAAUAUGACAGAUCUCCUCGUUCAGCAGAGGGAGGGGUGAGGGGGUUCUAUCCAGGGAGCUAUUCUGGUGGCAGGUGGCUAUAUUUGGGGCAUUGCAGUAGCAGAGAUUUUUUGCUGACACUCAUCACACUCACAGCAGCUGCUCAACCCAUCUCCUCCCCUUCUUCCCCACUGAUUAUCCGUGUCUUUCUUCCACAGCUAGCUACAAUUGAGCCUGGGAAGAAGUUUCACAUGUACUGCAAAGAGGAGCUGGAGGAGGUGAUAAAGGAUAUUUGAGCAUCUCCAUACUUACUGUAGCAGAUUGCAACUGGUCCCUGCUGUUCCACAUCCAUUUUUUUUUUAUAUAUAAAUAAUUGUCUGUAUAUAAAUGCAGCUGAGAAUCAUCAGAAGUAAACUUUCUUAUUCCUUCAAAUGGUGGUUUUUUUUUUCCCUUCUCAUCUUAAUAGCAUAGUUCAGUAUAUAAUGAGGGUGGUAUGUGGAGAUUUUAUUAGCAAAGCAAUAUAGGUCUAAAGUGAAUCUGACAAGCUACAAAAACUUAGCAAUUAUUGACAGAGCAUAAAUGGCCUCCAGAUUGUAUUAUCAUGUUUUAAAUUGGCUUUGAAACUUGGAUUUUAGUUUUACUGUAUUAUGCCGGAACAUAAGCAGAGAUGCAUAUAAAUAAAGCACACACUGGUAUACUAGAUCCAAAUAAAUAACACUAUAACGCUUAUUGAGAC
This is a messenger RNA of Pelobates cultripes (western spadefoot toad), 13904 nucleotides long. The record is from the annotation of a GenBank genome assembly. NCBI's taxonomy places the organism in Eukaryota, Metazoa, Chordata, Amphibia, Anura, Pelobatidae.